Manduca sexta (tobacco hornworm) is the source of this 8051-nucleotide messenger RNA. It is a transcript of the gene Sptz, whose product is annotated as zinc finger FYVE domain-containing protein 26 homolog. Gene Ontology annotation, molecular function: metal ion binding; phosphatidylinositol-3-phosphate binding. Gene Ontology annotation, cellular component: centrosome; lysosomal membrane; midbody. The record is from RefSeq and is a predicted model, not a curated record. NCBI's taxonomy places the organism in Eukaryota, Metazoa, Arthropoda, Insecta, Lepidoptera, Sphingidae. Gene Ontology annotation, biological process: double-strand break repair via homologous recombination; mitotic cytokinesis; regulation of cytokinesis.
AUUAUCAACAUAAACUCACAAAUGUCACUUGCAUUCAAUAAUAAUUUAACAAAAAUAAACACUUUUACUACAUUAUUCUGUAAUAUUGUACAGCAUCUGCGCCGUUUUAAAUGAUUGUUUAUAAGAAUCUAUUAAGAUGAAGGAGGAAGAACUUAAAUAUGUGCUUCGAUUACUGGACCAGCUAAAUGUGGCUAUAUAUCAGGAAAUACUUCAAUUUCAUCAUGACAUAGAAGAAUCAAAACAACCAAAAAACUUCUCAGAUGAAGUGUUUGAUUUCCUAAAGGCCAAUUUGAAAGAGAACCCAGUCACUACAGCUUUUGUUCUUACAUACAUAAAAAAAAAUGCUGCCAAAAACAAAUACAACUUGAAUAAAAUACAAGCUAUUUGUUUGGAAGUAUUAAAAAAUGAGAUUCAUGAUGUGAAUUCGACAGAGAAAUUAAUAACGUUAAUAUCUCUGGUGAAGUGGGACGAUAAUUAUAUGCCUCUGUUUGUUAAUCAAAUACUUAAACAUCUCUGUGAAGAUAAUUAUAGGCAGUAUAGGAAACAAUUACUGUUGACAUUAGUACCACACAACAAGCCUGAACUAUUGAAUGUAGCAGCAGAGUUAAUGCAUAAAAAUGACCCACAUAAAGAAUUCAAAUUGACACCAGAGUAUAUGCUCGAACUAUGUUAUCAAGACAAAACACAUUGGCUUCUAAAAGCUGCUCAAGUUUACAAACACCAACUGCAUGACUUGAAGAAUGUUACCUUCAAAAUAAACAAUUUUACAAAACAAAUACUUAUUAUGGUCCUGAUAGAUUUGACUAACAGUCCCGAGACCUUUGAUUUACCAUCUCUGGUACAUCAGUUAACUAAUAUAUUUUCCAUUCUUGAAACUUACACAACAACUGAUGGCCAGUUACAGUUUUAUAUUACGGAAGUGAAAAGAGAGUUGACCAUCAUAAAGUUUUGUUUGGAAAACAAUUGUAAAAUAAUGACUACAUCUAUUUUCAGCCAAGUUCUAGCACAGAGCGCAUUAGCUGUGAUAUCCCAAGUGUGUAAACUCUCAAAAAUAGACAGGUAUAAGGUUUCGAGGCUUUUGAACACAAAUAAUGAUUUUAUAAAUGAACUGACAGCUUUAAGUAACAAAAAAGAUAAUAUCAGAAAAGAAGAUGGCGUGGUUAGUUGGGAUAUAUCCACUUACAACAGUUAUUGUGCUAUAACAAAAGUAAUUGACACAAUAUUAAAUUCUUCUGAGACUUCAGAGAGUGCCGAGGACACAACGACGUCUCUAGACGACAUCAAACGACUUGUACUGUCUAUACAACCUUUGCAAUUUUGUAUCGAAGUUAUAGAGAAUAUUUUCUCAUGCCUUUUUUUGAGAUACGAAUAUUUCUCGUGUUAUGCUGAAUACAAUCAAGAAACAACAUGUGGAGCUCAUUCGGAAUGUUCGUAUUUCUAUUCAAAAAAGCAGAACAGAAACAUUAGCAACAACAAUGGCAACGCAGGCUUCAUGUGUAAUGCAUUUACAACGCAAAUUGUCCUGAACACCUUAAAACUGUGUUUAGAGAAACUAGAAGAGCGUAUAAACAUGGACGAAAUAGAUCAUAGUUUGAACUUGAGAUUCAAGCAUUUAAUGAAGGUGGUGAAUCAUUCAAUAUGGAAACUGCAAUUGGUGUCUACACUCUCUCCUGAUAGUAGUCCGUUACGUUUGAAAUUGUGCUUGGAUUACGUUGAAGUAGAUGAAAGCAGUGAUGAUGAAUCUCGAGAGCUGGAUUUCAAACAUUUAAGAAAGAAGCCAAAGACUAAGAGACGGCAUACUAGUCCCAAGCAUGAUGUGAAUCAAGCGAUGCUUGCGUCCACAAUAUCUGCAACUGAUGAAUCUUACAUGUCUUCUGGCAGUAAUGGCAUUGAUUUUACAUCGAUAAUGCUGGCUAAACCCACUUGUUUAGUGGCAUUAGCUUUGUACCACAACGAUUUUCCUAAAGCAAACCAAAUAUUAGAGAUGUUCGAUUUAGCAGAUUCAGAAAUUGCUACCGAAGUAACGUUUACCGAACAGCUGCGUAAUCUUGUAGCGAAAAUAAAAAAUAUUAUUUAUUAUAGAGACGAUACUCGCUAUCCUACCAAAGAAUUGUCCGCUUUAUCUGUCGUAUCUACUGAAGUAAUGGGACUAGUAGAGGGAUUUUUAGCGUCAAACAGAGCUCCAAAUUCUUUCGAUAUUAUGGAACUAGGCGCUCGGCAUCCUCACCUACAAUUAUACAAUCAUCAAAACGCACCAUUUAUUAACGCCGUGGACAUCCUGCUUAGCAGCGGUCUUAACAGAGAAAUAACUUACGGACUCAUCAACGUUGUUGAAAGAAAACUGGCCGAAGUCAGAAGCUGUACCGAUAUCGCUGCUGUUAAGAAAACUAACUACAUCCGAUUCGUUGAGGACAUUGCAAGUGUUACUUUCGAAAUAUUAGGCAACACAGAAAAAUCGUUUGAUUUUAUAGACAAUAUUUGCGGACUUAUAAUCGACUGCCGAAUACCGAUCAGACACAAGGAGUUUUGCAAGUUGAACCAACUUGCGAAAGAAUUGAAGCAAGCCUGUGAAGACUUGGACGAUGUUGUAAAUCCAAAUGAAACAGCAGAACUAGAUUCAAACUUGCUGCAGAAGUACCACCAGACAUACAUGAAUGUUGUCGCCGCGUCUGACAAAGAUAUUUGCAACGUGGCAGAAGUGUCCCGGCAAGGAACUAAGAAGACAAGAAUCCCAUACCUCAGAAUGUGUUAUAUGUAUUGUAAGACCGUGUCGCAGUUAGAGCAGGAAGACAACCGCUCGACAGAUUCUGGAGCAGAUGCCCCAUACUUUUAUGUCUUGGAAAAGCAACUCCAUGAUAUAUUCGGCAACAUGAUCAAUAACAAAGAAAUUCCAGUUACGUAUUUGGAACCGAUAUGCAAGAAAUUAAAUGUCAAUCUGAUACCAAAACUGAUAUUGAACUUCUGUCCGUCUAUAACAUUAUCAGGUUCUUUGAAUGAGGCAAAUGAAGUUAAUUUUAACAAUUUACUUCAUGUCGUAUAUGAUUUCAAAAACCCGGAGGAGAAUUUGUUUAUUGAUCCAGUGACAAAUUUUGCUCCUUUACCCCGAUCGCCAGAACCACAAUGCCUGACCUACAUUGUUUUACAUAACUGGGUUUUGGCACAUAUAAUUAAGAAAAUCCACAUUUCACCCAACGAGAGCAGCUUACAACAAAGUAUGGACGCGCGCACCAAGUGCUUAAAUAACUACAUGGAACUAAAUCGAUUCAACUAUACCAAAAGUUUGUUCGGUAAUAAUAAAUACUUGGCAUCAUUACAUACAACAGUAGAUCUCAACAAAUUGUUCUUGUUCAUGCCUGAAAUGCUAGAUUCGGGGAAAAUUCUGAAGUGUUUAACAAUAAUCGAUUCACUAUCCGAAAGGCAGUUAACGUGCAGCGCAAAUCUCAGCAAUUUGAGAGACUUGGUAUUGUUUAAGUUAGCGACGAAUCCAAAGAUUAAUCAGAAUUGGAAAUACUGCCAAUAUCUGAAAUGUUCAGAACUGAAAGUGGAUUUAAUAUUAAACAAUCUUAAUUGUUGGCCAGCUGAUGGUGCCUUAGAAGUGUUAGAUUAUUUGCGAUUCUUAUUAAACCAGGAAGGUAUGGAGGAAGGUCUAUACGAAAAAUGCUCUGACUGGAUGACCAAAAUACCACUUUAUGACCAGAUUGCGACUAUAAUGGGCCUAAAUCACUGGUACGCUGUGUACGAAAAGUCUAUUGAAAAUCCAGAAAGUAUUAUCGAAGUGCUGAUGGAUAGUCAGCAGUUUAAGCUCUGCUUGGAGUGGGCUGACGUGCACGAAGUUUCGGAAAACAUGAAAAAUUUAAUUGUCAUGAAUCUAUUACGACAGCUAUUUGAGUAUAGAAACCAAGCCACUCCUUCCUUAGUGAAGGAACUUCUCUUAAGGCUUCCCUCGACACAAGCCUUAGAUUUGAUACAAGAUGAAAUGUCCAAUGUCAAGAACGUCGAUAUACUUCAAGUCUGUGUGGAUUUUAUAUCUGAUUACUCUUUCGAUUGGAAGUCCUUCGAAAACAUCAAAGUCGGUCUUCAGAUAAUGCUUGAGAUCGAUCCCAACUGGCGGCACUUGUUCUGGGAUUUAAUAGAGCAUCCCCUACUGAUGAUUGAACAGUUUCUGAUGAACGCAAAAUUAGAUUUGCUCACAAACAUUAUUAAUAAAGUAGUACCCCAUUUAAAAAAGGACUCAAAUGGUGAUAAUCUUUAUUACAACAUCAAAGUUAUUGAAUCAAUAGUCAUAUCUCGUAAUGCAGUGGAUGCGUUACUUCGAUUCUAUGCCGAAAAGGCUCUGGAUAUGAAGAACCCGAGAAACGUCUGCCCUCCGCCGCAGAAGCUUUCCGACGAUUUGCUGCUUCAGUCCAUCGAUUCAAUAAAUAUCGAAGCGGCGAACAAGCCAUUCGUGAUGCCUGAGCAGGUGCCUCCAAAGGAUCAGUGGACUGAGGACUACUCGACUGACAGAUGUAUGAUGUGUCGCACAUCAAUAUUUUCAAUGAUUAUCAGGCGACAUCAUUGCAGGCGAUGCGGAAGACUGGUGUGUCAUGCGUGCUCCAGGAAUAGGAUGCAGGUGCCAACAUACCCAAGCGGCGUCAAGUUCCGCGUCUGCGAUGACUGCUACACACAGACCAUGAAUCGAAAAGCUCAGUCACACAGCCAAAACCUGAUGUCGAGCAGUAGCAGUGACUCGGCGGGCAGCGGCGUCACGUGCAUGGACUGGUGUCUGUCGACUAAUGCUAAGAGGAACGAGGCAGUCAGAGCUGAGUUCAGCUAUGAGUUCACGCCUAAUGUCACUCUUUGCCUGUCCAUUAUGAAAAUGCAUUCUAUCAAUUUGGAUUAUCCGAGGUUCUUAUUAGAUCGCAGCGAUGAAGUGGCGCGCGAGCUGUCGAACGGCGGCGACGCUCGGCUGUUGGUGCGAGCGAGGCGCUCCUUGUUACUCGCCGCCGCGGAACUGUACUCACGGACAUCGCACGACAACGGGUCGCGGCAGGCGGUGGCGGAGACGGGCGCGGCGCACGCGGCGCGCUGCCUGGCGCACGCGGACGCCAUGGCCACGCUCGUCAAGCACCAGGCGCACCACCUCAUACCGCAGCAGGGCGCGCAUGCCAGUCAAAUAGUACGUUCACUAUUAGAAGCAGAAAAAUGGGAACUGGCGCUAGAGAUCGCAACCAAAUCAGGACUUCCACGCAACAGCGUUUUGGCAGCAUGGGGCAAGGCGUGUCUUAAGGCGGGGUGUUUCAAACAAGCGCGGGAAAAGUUCGCUCUGUGCUUCAAAAAGACCAUGAACGUGUCUUCCGACAUGCCAGAAGAUUGUGAGUACGGGCGUGAGGCCUCGGAGUCCCACUUUGUGAAUAGACGGAUGCAAGGUAUGAGGUAUUCCGAGAGUUCGGUGUCAAGCGUACAGUCGGACGGGCGGCCGCGGUCCAACCUGCCGUUGCUCAACGAGAUCAUAAGCAUCUUGGAGGACAUGAACUACCCCGUCAACCAGCAGUUGCUGCAUAAGGCUGAGACGUUGAAGACGACGAACGAAAAGCUUGCAAUUAUGAACACAAGCAGAAAGAAAAUACAGCUAACAGAACCUGCUCUGAACAUAAUGCACACUCUAGCAAGCGUGAAGAAGAUAAAGCAAGGAGAUUAUAGUGACUUCCAAACUGCCACGGUUCAGCCCAAGAAGAGCCUCGCCCAAGGACUGCUUCGACGAAACAACAAUCACGUAGAACAGAAAAUCGACUAUUCACUGAAACGACUCGACCCGUUUUUCUACAAAGAAUGUAUUUAUUAUCUAAGCAAUUAUGGAUCUCAAGUAGCUAACAUAGCAUUUUAUAUGAAGCAUAGUGAUUUGACUGAAGUUCUAAGGUACUGUUACGAUACCAUUGUUGACAAGGAAACGUUCACCGAGUCUGUGUACAUGGAGUGCUUGAGGAAGGACAAAGUCAAUGAAUUGUUCAAGGCAAUGAACGAUAUGGACAAUACGUUAGAUAUGUGGUCGGACUAUAUAAUGCACAUAUGCCGCACGCUGGAGAUGAACAAGCGCCUGGAGGCGCUGUACGCGGUGCAGGUGGCGUCGGGGCAGCACGCGCGCGCGUCCGCGAGCUGCGCGCUGCUGUACUCGCGCCCCGUGCCCGCCGCGCCCGCGCACGCGCCCUUCGCCGCGCUGCACGCCCGCCACCACCACCUCGCCGACGCGCUGCACCAUCUGUCGCAGUGCGUGCCGCUCUCUACUAGAACCAGCGACACAAAGUCUUUCCAUUUCAACCUGGACAAGGCAACCAUAGACAACCUUAUGACGACGAUAACGCGUCAGAUGGAGCUCGCCAAGUAUUUAGCAGUGUGUGAAGCGAACGGCCGACUGACGGAGAAGGUUGUCAACGAUGUGAUACCGAUGCAGAACACACGGAAGGAGUCAGAGAGCGGCGACUUCAGGCCUCUGACGCUGUUCGGAUCGACCACAGACAAGAUCAGGCUGGUGGCUGUCGUGUUGGCGACGGGACAGAACAUUGAGACUGGAUUUGAGCUGGCCUUUAAAAUCAUAACCGAGCACAAGCUGGACUCAAUGAACAUUUAUAUCCACGUAGCCAAAUAUUUAGUGCAAGUCGACAGGUUUACAGGUAAAACCUUGGCCAAGUGCAUACGUGCGUCUAAAGAAACUGCUUCUAGUCUGAUGAGUGAUCAAGUGCUGGAGUCAGGAGUGAGCGCGGUGGUGAAGCGCUGCGAGUCGCGCGGACAACUGCACGACGAGCAGGCAGAGAUACUCAUUAACGAUAUAAACAGUGUUACCAUAAAGAUAUCAUGUUACCUUGUAUGUCGGAACGUAAGCAGUGCAUAUAUACUGGCGGCGCGCAAUGACAGAACCAACGAUCUGCGCCGGGUUCUGCAGGAGGCCGAGCGUCUCGGAAACGACCAAGUCAGAAACGCUUGUCUCAAGAGACUCACCUCCAAAAAUGUUUUAUAGUCACAAUAUAAUUUGCAAUUGUUUUUGAAUUGUAGAUACUGAUUUAACAUGUUAAAGUGAACAGUCAUUAUUUGUGUUAGAUCCUAUUAAGUCGCCAAAUGACAAAAUUUUGUAGGUAGCUUCAGGUCCCUAGGGUUCUGUGUAUUUGCUAUAAAAACCCAUUGCUAUGGUGGUCAUUAGUUUGGUGAUGAAGGCUAAGCUGGUGUGAAUAUAAAUCCUGUUAUUUGGGUGAUGCUAGAGUGGAAAACUGGACAAUUGACAGUGAUACUUAUUAUAAUCAUUGCAUAAAACAUAGAUUAUAAUAAUUAGUAAUAAUAAUAUUCAUAUUUCAGAAAUAAAAAACAAAUACAGCUACAGCAUAUGCAGUGUAACAUUAAGUUUACUAUUUGAAAAGCAAACUAUAAAAUCGCAAUUUUAUGUGCUUCCAUUUAUUAUAUCCGUCUAGAUUGUUUCAUUUGUUUUUAUUUAAAAGAAAUCAUUUGUUUUUUAUUAUUUAUUAUGUUACUAAAGUUAUAAAUUAAUAGGUGAUAUCAGAAUAUUAUUUGUGAAAAUGUGUUUAUAUUCUCUGAUUAUUUGUUAAAGUGUAUACUGGUAAAAUAAUAUAUGUGGUGCUAAAAUUUUUGUAUAACUAUUUUGAUGUGUAAUGUAUAAUGACUUGUCCAUGUCACCUGUCACGAUAAUGCUGGAUAAAACAAAUGCUAGUAAAAUAGGCCAGUAGUGAACUACGCAAUAUGUUAAGUAUCACUGAAAAUACACUUCUCGCCUAAUUGUGAUAAUCUUUAAUGACAAUUUCUUUUUAUGUCAAAGCACAUAAUUUCCCUUACAAGCAAAUAUAAAUAAAUAGAUGCCAGUAUUAUAAUUAUUUGAGUAUUGGGUGACACAAAAUGUAUUAUCAUUUUAUGUUUUAUUGUAUGUAAAAUUGCCUUACAAAUUCUAUUUUUAUAUUGCGGUAUAAUGUAUUAAGAUCUUAAACCUUCAAUUUGUAUUAGCUGAAUGAUAUUGGUCUCAUUAUGAUGUGAUAUUCCGAGUUGUUAUCAUGGAAAUAAACUAUUAACAUUUU